Messenger RNA from Trichechus manatus latirostris (Florida manatee), 5426 nucleotides. RefSeq names its product neurexophilin and PC-esterase domain family member 3 (gene NXPE3). The transcript is spliced from 7 exons. The record is from RefSeq and is a predicted model, not a curated record. The coding region runs from base 542 to 2221 and encodes 559 amino acids. Lineage: Eukaryota; Metazoa; Chordata; Mammalia; Sirenia; Trichechidae.
GCAGAGCGCUUGUGUGUGCAGGAGCUGGCCUGCUCGUCUUCCAGCUCUUGCCAAGACGGAGUUCUGGAUGGCCUUGUCAUUGUUACAGCAGGUGAAGGCCCCAUCAGCAUCGUGUGGUCACUGGCUAAGAAGGCAGGUGCUGAAGAUGGCGUCCAGAGAGAACCAGGAAGGAUGGCCUAAAAAUGAAAAAUCAAUGUGAGCUUCAAAUGUGGCACAGAAAGAAUAAGGACCACUGUCAUCAUUGUCUGGGCUCAGGACGUCAUGCUGGAAGGAAACUUAGAUAUAGACUCUACUGUCUUAGUGCCAAUAAGCAUCUCUUCUUGGGAACUGGAAAUUUCCAACAAGGAGUUAUUUGAAGAAAAAUGGGCUUCGUAAAUCGACCCCAGUCUCUCCUCUACACAAAGAACCCUUAAGGAUACUAGCAGGGAAGAAGCAAAUUAAACGGAGAGCUCAUCUGCACCUCAGAAAAACAAAAACAUGGCGUUUUGAGGAGUGAAGGUAGCAUGCUGUUGGCCAUGGGUGAUCAAGACACAGCCAGACAAUGUGGACCAAUUUCUUCACACUACGGGUUUUCUGCUGUCUGUUUGCAGUGUUGAUGGUGGCGGUGCUCAUCAUCAAUGUGACUCAGGUGGAGUUCUUGGACAAUGAGACUGUUUCAGCCACAUUCAUCGACAACAGUGGACAGUUUCUUCCCCCACAGGUGACAGGAAUUAGCCGGAAUCCCUACUGUGGCUAUGAGCACCAGGCCCUGUCCAGCCGGGAGCGUGUGGAGGAGGACUCCUUGCUAGCGGCCUUGCAGUGGCAGGUGCCUGGCAUGGGCACAGUCCCCUUUGUUAAGAGCACUGACCCUGCUUCCAGCUACUUUGUCAUCUUGAACUCUGCAGCCUUCUUCAAGGUGGGAAGCCAACUGGAGGUGCUGGUUCAUGUACAGGAUUUUCAAAGAAAGCCCAAGAAGUACGGUGGAGACUACCUGCAGGCCAGAAUCCACUCUCCCAAGCUGCAGGCUGGGGCUGUGGGCAGAGUGGUAGACUACCAGAAUGGGUUUUACAAGGUCUUUUUUACUUUGCUCUGGCCAGGCAAAGUUAGAGUGUCUAUAUCUCUGGUCCACCCCAGUGAAGGAAUCAGAGUUCUUCAGCACCUGCAGGAAGAGAAACCAGACAGGGUCUAUUUCAAGAGUCUUUUCCGUUCAGGAAGAAUUUCUGAAACUACUGAGUGCAAUGUGUGUCUUCCCGGGAGUCUGCCCCGGUGUAACUUCACAGAUCUCUACAGUGGAGAGCCCUGGUUCUGCUUCAAACCAAAGCAGCUCCCUUGCAGCAGCAGAAUUAACCAUUACAAAGGUGGCUACCUGAAGGGCCUCCUAACUGCCGCAGACAGUGCUUUCUUCCAGAGUGGUGUCAAUAUCAAAAUGCCAAUCAACUCUAGUGGACCUGACUGGGUGACCGUGGUUCCCAGGAGAAUAAAAGACACUGACAACCCAGAACUCUCUCAAGGCUCAGGAACUUUUCCCUCCGGGUAUUAUUACCAAGGCCUGUGGCAGCCCAGAAAGUUCAGGAUGCGCCAGUUCAAUGACCCUGACAAUGUUACAGAAUGCUUACAAAGGAAAGUGGUGUAUUUAUUUGGUGACUCAACAAUCAGGCAGUGGUUUGAAUACCUUACUACAUUUGUUCCAGAUUUAGUAGAGUUUAACUUGGGUAGUCCCAAAAAUGUUGGUCCCUUUCUUGCUGUGGACCAGAAGCACAACAUCCUGCUCAAAUACCGCUGCCAUGGUCCACCCAUUCGCUUCACAACUGUCUUCAGCAAUGAGCUCCGCUAUGUGGCAAAUGAGCUGAAUGGCAUUGUGGGAGGUAAGAACACGGUGGUUGCCAUAUCCAUAUGGUCUCACUUUAGCACCUUCCCCUUGGAAGUAUACAUCCGGCGGCUCAGGAACAUUCGUCGAGCGGUCAUCCAGCUCCUGGAUCGAAGCCCUAAGACUGUGGUGGUCAUCCGGACGGCCAACGCCCAAGAGCUGGGGCCUGAGGUGAGCCUUUUCAGCAGCGACUGGUACAACUUUCAGCUGGACACCAUUCUUCGGAGAAUGUUCUCAGGGGUUGGAGUAUACCUUGUUGAUGCUUGGGAGAUGACUCUGGCCCACUAUCUACCCCACAAGCUACAUCCAGAUAAGAUUAUUGUGAAGAACCAGCUGGACAUGUUUUUGUCAUUUGUGUGCCCCUUGGAGACCUAGCCUAUCCUUGAAGGGACUGGAGGAAUCACAUCACUUGCAUCACAGGAAGUUUGUGUGUGGCCCCAUGGAGGGACUGCUGCCAUUGACUUCAAGUAAUGACUUGCAAGGAGCUUAGAAACUGCAGGUUACAUUUAUAUACACCUAUAGGAUUCUUUGCAAAUUUGACAUCAUGGGAGAACCAUUAUUAACAACAUCUAUACACUGUGUUGUCCUUGUAACCAAAGAUGCUAAUGAGUGUAUUUGAACUAACUUCUCUUGGGAGGGGAGAUGAAUGUCCCAAAAAAUGUUCCGCCCUAAAUGGAAGGGACAAGUUUGGUUGACAGUGGAGUGUUCGUAGCUUAUCUAGUAAAGUAAAUUGAGCACAUGUGCAUGAAUAGCACAAGUGGUGUGUCUUCAGCCAGGUAAGCUAGAGAAGGCUCCUAGUCAGUGGCUUCUGUGGACACAUUGAAGGCCGCCUGCCUCAUCUCAGGAGUUUCCCUUAAUGCCCUUCCUUUUCUGAAUUGCUUGAAAAGGUCAGUAUGCUUGAUCAGAAUUUUAUAAUGAGGAUAAUUACUUUUUCCUGCUUUUUUCUAGAAUAGAAGCAAAAGAGAGAAAUAUGAAAUCAGUAUAUAUAAAAUCUGUGCUUUGAAUUGAUAUUUACAUUGGAUGAAUGUUUCUUGAUUCAGCUAAAUUUUACAUAAUGAGUACUUAUUCUAAGAGAAACCACUUUGGAACUGGAAGCGGGAAAUCUAUAAACUGAAAUUUAUUUUUAUGUUCUGAAAUGUUAGGGUUUUGAGAAUUGACUUUUGUGUAGAGAAUGCUAUUGACUGUCAUAAAGUUGUGGAGGUUGUUUCCACAAAUUUGAAGUGUUUCUUUUUUUGUUGUUACUAUCUUGAACUGUUUACCAAAACUAGAAAUUAAGAUCUAAUUAGAAAGUAAAGUUAGAUAUUAAAAUCUAUGAUAGCUGUUUCUUGAUUUGGACAUAAGGUAUACAUUCUCAUGCUUAGAAAUAAAAAGCUGCUAUUCCUUCUGGUUAUCUAAAAAUAAUUGAAUUAUCAAUUUUAUUUGACCAUCUUAUUAAUUUUAAAUGAGUUUAAGUUAACUUGCGAUCAUUUAGUAAGUACUUUUCUUUUUGAGCCACAGUGGAUUACAGUCUACUUUUAGUUGUCUGUAAAUGGACAUGAAGAAGCUGGAGAGGCUUUAGAGAGGAAGAUAGAUGCUUAAAACAUAAAAAAUUUACACCCUUACAAGAAUGGCUCAAAGAAUUUGGGUGUUUAACUUAAACUAGAGUCUAAGGUCUAUGUUUCCUAACCUUGACCACCUUCAAGUCUAUAAAAUAUUUUAUGAGCAAAGAAGAUAUUUAAUUAUUUUCUGAGUCUAAAGAAUAUCAAUUAGUUAACUAUAUCAAGAUAGCUUAACUGUAAUGAUCUUUAAGUUUUAGAGUGCCUAAGGCCCACUUGUAAUGUUUGAUAAAAAUGUAGAAUUAGGGGCCAUACCUCUGGGAAUUCUGGACUCAACCUGUGUGACGAGUGACCAGUGAUUUUGAUGCAGUGGUGCUCAUCGACACUUUGAGAAACCCUGACUAAGGGAAGAGGGAAGAUGAAAAUAGGAAAAGUAACAUUGCUUGUCUGUAUUUUCUGGGGGGUUGCCAAUAAUGUAUGUAAUUCUGAUCAUGAUUUAGUAGUGUAGGUGAUAGUAGCGCCGGGGAACUUGAGUUUGGAUUUGAACUAAGGUAUGUGAGAGUCUAGAGCCCUUUUAAACUACAACUUGCUGAACUUUGUAAAGAGAGGUUUUAUUUUUCAUGAAAGAACUUUUGACCACUUUCUCAAGGAUCGCUGAAGUAGACUGCAGUAUCUUCCUCCUGGGAGAGUUUCAAGAAGAGAGACAACACUGCCGCUUCAGUGGUUUGUACAAAUGAUUUCUUGUGAUCUUGUCCAGUUUCUGGUGUUUUUUGAUUUGGUGACAUAAGGUCCUAAAAGAUUUGAUGACACAGUUUCUUGAAGUAUUUACAGUCAUUUCCUUCCCUCGUCUAGUUUCGCUUUCUAAACUUUAGUGUGGAAAAUUUUUAAAAAAUGCAUAAGUGUAGAGAUUGGAAUAUUACCUAAAUCAUUCUCAGAAUAAUUACAUAAAAUAAUUUAAUUCCUUCUGAAAAGUUUAUUUUAGGCCAGUAUCACAUAGUUGUGAAUAUUAGCAUGCCAACUUAAUAAUACAGCUUGUUAUAAAUAUGUAUUUUCCUUAUAAACAUAAAGGACAUAAUUAAAAAUGCAAAAUAUGGAAGUAGAAAAAUCAUAAUUCUGUCUCAUCUGAUUGUGAUGAGCAUUAGCAUUUUGGUAUAUUUGAUUCCAUGUUUUUUUUUAAACUGCAUCAUUGUAAUCAUACCAAACCAAACCUGUUGCCGUUGAGUUGAUUCCUACUCAAAGUGAGUUGUAAUCAUAGAGAAUACAUCUAUGUGAUUUUUAUUAUAUCUAUGUGAUUUUUAUUUAACAUAUAAAUAUUUUUCUGUUAGAUGGUCUUCAUAACUUAUUUUAAGUGUCUGCGUAAUAGUUCAGCUAAUGCUAUUAUCAUUAUUUAUAUAAAUUGUCGCAUAAUGGUUGAACACUUAGGCUUAUAAUAAAAUAUUAAAAUAUUUAUUAUAAUAAAAUAUUAAAAUACAAUUUCAUUGGAUUAAAAUAAGGAUUUUUAUCUUGAAAUGACAGGAUUAAUUUCACUUGGUAGAUUUCCUCAUAUUCCAGAAUGCAAAUGAUUGAUUUGAUGUUACUUCUGAAACUGAGAAUCUAUUAAGCCCAUAAGGCCCUUCUAUGCUAAUUAUGGAGUCCCUGGGUGGCACAUACUGUUAAGUGCUUGACUACUAACUAGAGGGUUGGCUGUUCGAACCCAUCCAGAGGCACUUGGAAGAAAGACCUGGCGAUCUGCUUCCAAAAGGUCACAGCCUUGAAAACUCUAUGGAGCACAUGCAAAUUGUAUGGUAUAGAAAUUAUACUAUUAAAGUAACCUUUCUUUAGCAAAUACAAAAGAGACCUUCUCUGUUCCAGCAUGAUCCAUAUUUGCCAUUCUGAACAAUUAAAUACCAGUUACCUGACACUUCCUGGCUCAGGUAGUAGGUUUCAGACUGAUAAAUAGGGGUACUUGACAAGAGUAAACAUGGUAAGCCUUUACAUAUUCACGUGUUACGUGCCAGAAGUAAAUCUGUUUCUGAGUCCAAUUAAAGGAAAUAGCAAUUGCUGAG